Messenger RNA from Parastagonospora nodorum SN15, 660 nucleotides. RefSeq lists its product as hypothetical. The transcript has a single exon. Lineage: Eukaryota; Fungi; Ascomycota; Dothideomycetes; Pleosporales; Phaeosphaeriaceae. The record is from RefSeq and is a predicted model, not a curated record. The coding region runs from base 1 to 660 and encodes 219 amino acids.
AUGGCUCAGCAGAAGCUUGCCCGUAAGCAGGCCUCCAAGAAAUCUAGAGCCCAGAAGAAGCAGGCCAAGAAGGCGAAGGCCUCUGCAAAAGUUCUUGCGGAUGAAGCCGCCAUGAAUGAGCCCACCGCCCACAUUCAGCAGACCGCUACUGUCGAAGUGCCGGAGACCAUCACGCCAACCAUCAAUGGACAACUCCCAUUGGCGGAGCACAUAUCCCCAGUAGUUCUUAAUAUCAUUCAGAGGUCGACUGAUAUCGAGCAGAUCUUGGAGAAGGAGUCAUUUAUUAGAGUGACCAACGAGCAGGAUCUGGUCGAAGCCGUGGUCGAGAUGAUUCCUGUACCUUCCAAAUCGCUCGCAGAUAUCGUGAUGAGCGAUGGCCGCUUCGGUCUCCAAUUCGGCUUCGAAGACGCGUUCGAUAAUGCUGAGCCCCUUCAGAGUGUCGAUACGACUGACGAUCGCUCCAGCCUCCAAAUCAUACUCAUCCUUGUGGAGCUCGAAGACAAUGUUUUGCGACUCUGCGACAUCGUGCAGGCUGAGAUCUUUGCACAACAGGAGUCCUACGACGGAAACUCCAAGUCUCUUGCGGCCUCACCAUCUCGCAAUUCACCUGCAAGUGCUCAGGAGUUGCAGCUCAGUGAUCCAGUCUUCUGUGGCGGCUAA